Molecule: messenger RNA, 704 nt
Organism: Melampsora larici-populina 98AG31
Lineage: Eukaryota; Fungi; Basidiomycota; Pucciniomycetes; Pucciniales; Melampsoraceae
Exons: 2
Source: RefSeq, a predicted model, not a curated record
UAAAAACUUCUGUACCAAUCGAGUUAAUCUUGCACGCAAAUCGAGAUGGCACCUCGCGGACCAAAUGAUCCUUUGCCUCCAGCAAAUGGUUUGAAGAAGGCAAGGUAUAACUCAAGUCAGUCAUCUCAGAUGCUAUCAAAUUGGGACAAAAUCGAGGAGGACUGGUGUAAUAAAAAAUGCAACAGACUUAGCCAAGCAUUGAUCCAAACGGAAGCUCCUACGCCGUCAACUAGCGACCUCAAUAAUUUGGAUCUAUUGGAUCAAGGCAACGAAUUUAACUUUGGAUAUCAAGAUUAUGUCAACAAUGAUGAAGAUGAUGAACCUCCUUCUGAACCUACUUCCGAGAUUUCGGACUCCGAUACCAAAUCGGUCGAGUCUCAGCAGUCAAUUGCGUCUACAGGAGGGGUUGUAGUCACGGCCACAUUUGGUGAUACAAACCAAAAGUGUCGAAUACGAGAGGAGCGACAGUGGCAGGAGGUUAUUGAACCUAUGUUCAAAGUCUUCAUGCUGUGCAAAAAAGUCACUUUGAAUUGGAGUCGGGUGGAUUGGAAUUUGGACAGAAAACCUCCUUGUCGAUGUUCCGUGGCAAAGAAACGGAUUCGACACCUGGCUAUGAUUGAUAUCUUGACGCACACAGUUCAACCGGUGGAGUUUUGCUCGUGCCAACCAGACCAGGUUCGGCUAAUCCUGAUGGGUUAUGUUGG